Prorocentrum cordatum is the source of this 468-nucleotide messenger RNA. The record is from the annotation of a GenBank genome assembly. NCBI's taxonomy places the organism in Eukaryota, Dinophyceae, Prorocentrales, Prorocentraceae.
AUGUGCAGUUCCAGCUUCAGCCUCCACAAGUCACCAAUAUGGAGGGUGCUGCGCUUGAGAGCAGCGACCGCCAGCCUGAAGCAGACCGCGGCAUCGCGGCCGACGACGCAGGGCCAUGCAGACCUCGAUUUUUCACUUGGUCAUGUGAACCAGGUUGGCCUACGCAGGGGUGUGAGCUCCCACGUUAGUGCAGCUGCACCGAUCCUGAUCCUUCUCGUCGUCGUGCCAGAAGACUCCCCCUGCACGGCGAUCGAUGAGCGGCGCUUUCCCUUAAGCAGUGGGCACAGAUCCACUCCAGCCGUUGCCAGGCCGCUCUUCUCUUUGCAGAGAGAGGUUCGCAGGUUGUCUAGAAGAGUUUCGCAAUUGUGCGUGUUAUUUAGUUAUCCCCGUCCUUCUUCUUCUCAUUGUUCUAAUAUGGGGUCGGCGGAUGUGUCUUUUUUGUGGUAUUACUUCUUCUGCGCGAAUUAA